Lodderomyces parapsilosis is the source of this 1746-nucleotide messenger RNA. Its product is annotated as bifunctional DRAP deaminase/tRNA pseudouridine synthase. NCBI's taxonomy places the organism in Eukaryota, Fungi, Ascomycota, Pichiomycetes, Serinales, Debaryomycetaceae. Bases 1 to 1746 code for a protein of 581 amino acids. The transcript has a single exon. The record is from RefSeq and is a predicted model, not a curated record. Gene Ontology annotation, molecular function: pseudouridine synthase activity; RNA binding. Gene Ontology annotation, biological process: pseudouridine synthesis.
AUGUCAACAAAUGGUGCCCCUUCUGGAAUAAAGAGAAGUGGGUCGCCCUCACAGGGGUCCCAUUUACGAGGUUCUAAGGUUCGCGAUGCUCAAGGAUUCAGAAUACGCCAACAAGAAAGAGAUAAAUUUGAAAAGACGGCAUUUGAUCAGAUGGGUGGCUCCAAUAGCAGUGAUGACACAUUGAUCGAAGGCAAGACCAUUGCUGAAGAAGAAGCAGAAGGCGCAAAGUACAUCAUUGAUGGGAAGUUGAGAAGAGUUACACCUUACUAUUUCACGUACUUGACCUAUUGUAAACUUCGUUGGAGAGAUCGAAUAUUGUUGGAUAUAUUCACCGAUGAGUUUAGAGACAGAACACCAGAGGCAUAUAAAAAGGCAAUUGAAGAUGGAAUGGUGAGUAUCAAUUCGAAAACUGCCAAUUUGGAAACAGUUGUCCGAAAUGGGGAUCUUAUUAGUCAUCGCGGCUUUAGACGAGAGCCACCAGUUAAUUCAUCGCCAAUCAAGAUUGUGUUCGAAAAUGAUGAAUUACUUGUCAUUGAUAAACCUUCCGGUAUCCCAGCUCACCCCACUGGCCGAUAUCGUUACAACACGAUCACAAAGAUUUUACAACACGACAUGGGCAAAACGGUGCACCCAUGCAAUCGGUUGGAUAGAUUAACAUCGGGAUUGAUGUUUUUGGGCAAAACCGCGCAAGGGUCAAAUGAUCUUAUGAAGCAAAUAAGGGAUAGAAAUGUUUCCAAGGAGUAUAUUGCCAGAGUUAAAGGACAAUUUCCCACGACAAACCUUACGAUUGACAAGCCGUUGUAUACCUUGAGUCCCAAACACACAUUGAACGUUGUUGAUGAAAAACAAGGCAAAGAAGCUGUUACCGAGUUCAAACGUGUCUCUUAUGAUCCAGUCACUGACACUAGCGUGGUAAAGUGUCAUCCUUUAACUGGAAGAACGCAUCAAAUUAGAGUUCAUUUGCAAUACAUAGGCUAUCCAAUAGCAAAUGAUCCAAUAUAUUCCAACCCGUAUAUUUGGGGUGAUCAACUCGGCAAGGAUGGGAAUGCAAAUUAUCUCGAAGUGAUUUCCAAGUUGGACUCUAUCGGAAAAACCAGGGCAGCUUCGAGUUGGAUACACCCAGAGGAAGAUGGCGAGGUGCUUUCCAACGAAAUAUGCCCACAUACAGGAUUGCCGUUAUACACUGAUCCAGGUUUUAACGAUCUCGAGCUUUGGUUACAUGCGUAUUCAUAUAAAGCUGAUGAUGGAUCAUGGUCGUAUAAAACCGAGUAUCCUGAAUGGGCCCUUGAAUAUAGCAGAAAAUUCAUGCUUCAAGCAUUAAGGGAAGCAAACAAAUGCGGUGAAACGCAAACACAAUUCAAUGUGGGGUGCGUGAUUGUCCAUAAUGGUGAAGUUCUUUCAACGGGACAUUCUAGAGAGCUUGAAGGAAACACCCAUGCUGAGCAAUGUGCAUUGGAAAAGUAUUUUGAAAAGUCUGGGAAAAGAGAAGUACCAUUGGGAACUGAGCUUUUUACAACCAUGGAACCUUGUUCCUUUCGUUUGAGCGGUAACCUCCCGUGUGUUCAAAGAAUUUUACAGACACCUGGAAUUAAAACGUGUUUUGUUGGGGUGGUUGAACCUGACGUUUUCGUAAAGGACAAUACUUCUUACAAAAUCCUCACCGAUUCAGAUAUUGCGUACGUCCAUAUUCCUGGUUACGAAGAUGAAUGCUUAGAAAUUGCAAAGAAAGGUCAUGAAAAGAUUUAA